AAUGAGGAACCCAAAUUUGUUCAAUAUCACAGGAAAGUCUUUAAUGAAAACUAACCAUCCAAGGAUUUGGUGGGAAUAUAUGGGUGGUUGUCUUCCUGUGGUUCAGAAGGUUGCUUGCAGAAUCUUAAGCCAACCUUGUAGUUCCUCUCCUUGCGAGAGGAAUUGGAGUGCUUGGGACGCUGCACAAACAAAGAAGAGGAACAGGUUAACUCCAGAAAUGUUAGAAGAUUUGGUAUACAUUAGAAUGAAUUCUUUGAUGAAGGAGAAGUAUGAAAGCCGAGCAAUUCAGGAUACAAAACCUAUUGACCUAGAGAAACUUGGUGAUUUGCCUGAUGUAAACAUUGAGUUGGAGACAGAGAGACUUGAAGAGACAUAUGUUGAACCUAUUCAUGAUCAACCUAAUUCUAUAUUAUGAUACACUUGUGCUUUUUUUUUUAAUGAAAUGGGAUGAUGUAAUUUGGAUGAUACAUUUUGGAUUAUGUAGUUUGGAUGAUGAUUUUGGAUAUUUAAAUGAUGUAUUUUGGAUAUUUGAAUGGUGUAUUUUGGAUCUUAUAUUAAUCUUUGGAUGGAUAUAUUUUUGAUGUUA
Molecule: messenger RNA, 586 nt
Organism: Macadamia integrifolia
Lineage: Eukaryota; Viridiplantae; Streptophyta; Magnoliopsida; Proteales; Proteaceae
Exons: 2
Coding region: 2-415 (137 amino acids)
Molecular function (GO): protein dimerization activity
Source: RefSeq, a predicted model, not a curated record